CCUUGCGUUCUGUCAUAUUCUUCGCGUCUACCUGCCUGCUUGAACAAUUUUCCUUUUCCCUCCUCCUCUACCUCGCAAUCUCCGCCCAAGGGUUGUUCCCAAUGGAUCGCUGCUCUCAGACGCCUUCAGUGCCGACUCGGAAGCUCGGGCGCCAAGGCCUCAAGGUUUCAGCGUUGGGGCUGGGAUGCAUGGGCUUUUCCACCUGGUACGGGAAGCCUGUGGAGGAGAAGGAAGCCAUCGCUGUUAUUCAUCACGCUUUUAACAGUGGGGUGACUUUUUUUGAUACUUCUGACGCUUAUGGGCCACACUCGAAUGAGAAAUUGCUCGGGCGGGCUCUGAAGGGUUUGCCUCGUGACGAAGUCCAGCUGGCAACGAAGUUCGCAAUAACCACUGUGGAUGGCAAGAUAGAAGUCAGGGGUGACGCCGAAUAUGUGCGGAAAGCUUGUGAAGACAGCUUGGAGCGCCUUCAGCUGGACUACAUUGAUCUGUACUACCAGCACAGGGUUGACACUAAAGUGCCCAUUGAAGUCACGGUUGGAGAGCUUAAGAAGUUAGUGGAAGAAGGGAAGAUAAAGUACAUCGGCCUCUCUGAGGCGAGUGCUGAUACUAUCAGACGUGCGCAUGCGGUCCACCCCAUCACUGCUGUGCAGAUUGAGUGGUCUCUUUGGUCUCGAGACAUUGAAGAAGAAAUCAUCCCUCUUUGUAGAGAGCUGGGAAUUGGGAUUGUGUCAUACAGCCCACUUGGACGAGGUUUUUUCUCUGGGAAAGCAGUUCUGGAGAAGCUAGAAGAGACAGAUCUUAGGCCUCAACGAUAUCCAAGGUUCCAGGGAGAAAAUGUAGAGAAAAACAAGGUCUUGUAUGAGCGAGUUGCUGCGCUAGCAAAGAAGCACAAGUGCACACCAGGACAACUGGCUCUUGCUUGGGUUCUUCACCAGGGGGAAGACGUCGUACCUAUCCCAGGAACUACUAAGAUUCCCAACUUAAACGAAAACAUAGGGGCGAUAUCUGUGGAGCUCACUCCAGAGGAACUGAAGGAGGUUGCAGCAGCAGUGCCAGAACACGAAAUUGCAGGUGAUCGAUACAAUGAAGCUUUAGCCAAGCAGACAUGGAAAUCUGUAACAACUCCUCCACUCAGCUCAUAUGUUACACCAGAAUAGUUUCCGAACGUAUGAGGUUUUUAAAAAAUGUACCUCUGACUUCGUCAUGGCUUUUGGAAUUGCACAAGUUGAAAAUGUCUGGAGCUUGUUUUCCCCAACCCGUGCUUUAUGAAAAAUCUAGAGACGAGACUGCUGGAGAAGUGCGAAGAAAAGCCUCAACAUCGAAUUCGAGUUGAAAUGACGUGAAUUAGUUAGUUGCUCUGUUGGCUAGCUCGGAAGUUCUUCGGAUAGUAUUCACCAAUAUCAUACUCUGCAUUGACGGGAAUAACUUAUAUGAAAUAGUAGGCUGAGUGAAGCACCUCACUAGUGGGGCACCCUCCAUAGUUUAAUUGUUCCCUCCUUGAACAGGUGCUACAAGAAAUUUCCUAGAUCCUUAUAUAUGUAUAGUAUAUGGUAUCUAUGUAAUUUAUGUCAUGUUUAUCAAAUGAAUCAUAUCAUUACAAGUCUUACAUUU
This is a messenger RNA of Physcomitrium patens, 1611 nucleotides long. RefSeq names its product putative aldo-keto reductase 2. Lineage: Eukaryota; Viridiplantae; Streptophyta; Bryopsida; Funariales; Funariaceae. The record is from RefSeq and is a predicted model, not a curated record. Gene Ontology annotation, cellular component: cytoplasm.